AUGCUUCGCAAGAAAGAGGCCUUCACCCUCGUCACGCCCAUCCCGGGCUUCAUCCCUCGACAGCUCGCCAUCGACAUCCUCCACUCCCACAGCGAAGUCAUCACCCUCAACCCGCUCGUCCUCGGCCACAAGCCAAUUUCGGCGCCUCGCAAUGCCGCCGCCGACGAGUUCUACAGCACCUGGUACGAGAUCGAGGAGCGCAUCCAGUUCCUGCCCGGCGCCGGCAAGCUGGGCUCCGGCAAGAUCAAGUUCAACGGUUGCUUCCACGACAUGCCCUGGGGCCUGCAGACGCAUAUAUAUGCGCCCAUGAACAUUGACCUGCGAAACACAUACCGCAUCUGCGGCAACCAGCCCGGGGUCGAGCCGCCGGAAACUCGCGAGAUUGGCCUCGAGGCCCUCGGCGCGCCCUCCGACGGCCUCUACCUGCGCGAGGACAUUGAGGUCAAGGCCAACAUCACCAUGGUCAGCUUUGUCAAGGCGCAGCUCAAGGCCGCCAACAAGGAGAUGGUCCAGCGCAUCAUCAAGAAGGCCGAGCUGCUCGACGCCGGCGUGCUCAAGGCCAUGAUGGAGGACGGCAAGCUCAAGACGGUCAACCCCAACGACCGCUCAACCACGCCCGCAGUCGGCGCCAUGUCGCCCCAUAGCAGCAGACAGCCCUCCGUCAACUAUGGAGUCCCGGGCCAGAAGAGCGCCCAGAUGCCGCCAAGCUACACCCCAGCCUAUCCUCACUACGCAUAUCCCACCUCUCCUCAGCCUUCCCAGACCCCGCAGAUGUACGACCCUCGCCAGUCAGUAUACGCUUCCACGCCCCAGCAGGGCAUGUAUGCGCCGCCACCGAUUCCUCCCAAGGAACAGAUGGUUAUCAUGGAGCUGCCGGGCGACUAUCCACAACACUAUGCUCAGCCUGGUCAAGGGCAAGGUCAAGGUCUCUAUGCUUCGCCGCUUCCAAGCCCGGGAUAUCGCCCGCCCUCGGCUUCCUCAUCCGAUCCUAGGUGGUCUCAAGGUCAGCCGAGCCCGUCUCUGCUCAACCCGCAGAGGAUGAGCAGCGGCUCUACAAGCAGCGCCGGUCAACACCACGGCUUUGUGAAUGAGCUUUCAGCACACCCGGAAAAGUCAGAAUAUUAG
Trichoderma citrinoviride is the source of this 1125-nucleotide messenger RNA. RefSeq lists its product as hypothetical. The transcript has a single exon. Lineage: Eukaryota; Fungi; Ascomycota; Sordariomycetes; Hypocreales; Hypocreaceae. The record is from RefSeq and is a predicted model, not a curated record. The coding region runs from base 1 to 1125 and encodes 374 amino acids.